AUGUGAUUAUGUCUGGCUUUCGGAGCCACCUUACGAGGAGGUUUCCGGUUCACCCUUCUGUGGAUUGUACGCACCGAUCACGUACAGAUCAAGCACGAGAACUCUAUCUAUAAUUCUACUCUACAGCCAAUCCCACAAGCAUGCGUUUACCAUCGAAUACACGGCAGAAAGAAAUAGACUGCAUUUGAAAGGGACAGAAAUGACAUCGAGAGCGCCAACAAAGGGUUUCAACGAUACCACCGGUGGUAUUCUGACUUCGCCAUUUUUUCCGGCUCGAUAUCCCCGUGAUUUGGGUUUGGAAUAUAUCAUAACGUGUCCCAGUGAAGCCCCCUCCUGUCGCAUCAGGUUGUUGUUUAGUGACUUUCAGUUAGCGACGGUUUCCAUAAUGGAGUUUUACGAUUGGAACGGACAACGUUUAGACGUGAGUAGCGGCGCGCGAUUUCGGCCGCCGGUCAUAGUGAGUUCCGGCUCGUCGUUGCUGAUAAGAUUCUACGCGAAUGGUGGUACAGGUCUUGGUUACAAGGCCUUUUACUCCUUCGUCAUUGGUCACACGUAUGACAAAUCGGUACAACCGAUCACCGACUGCGGUGGAUAUGUGGAAAAUCUGGGCGGCACCAUCACAAUGAUGAACAUGGUCGGUCGAGGCGUGAAGAUCUACGAUUGCGUUUGGUUAAUUAGACCACCCAAGAAUUUUAUGCAUAUGAAGACGCACAUGUAUUUGAAAGUAGUGGGUUUCGCUGACAUGGCCGGCAAUACGGAGUUGAUCAUCAAGGAGGGUCCGACUUCGGCCUUGAUGUCACUGGAAGUUAUUCGGCAUCCGGCAAGUCAAUUACAACCGCCAAGACACAGGGAACACAUCGCGCCAGUCACCAGCGGGUUUCACGUAAGUCUUCGUGGUACAUUCGGGUCAAGUUCUCACUUGGCGAUCGCGUAUGCGGCCUUCAGUUACAUGGAUUGUUUUGCGGGCACUGAUUUCCUGUGCCAGAAUCACAGGUGCAUUCCAAGCCAGCUCAAUUGUGAUGGUUUCGAUCACUGUGGUGACAACAGCGACGAACCAGCGACGUGCUUUCAAAAUUGGGAGGUAGAGCCACGUGAUCGUAAAUGGCAUAUGAACAAAGCGAAUUACUAUUUUCCGAAAAUCGAUCGGUAUCCUGAUCUGAAAACGGCCGCCUUGGUAUUCAUCGCCAGUAGCCUCGGCCUGAUCGUUCUAAUAUCGGCUCUCAUUAUACUGCUGUACAGAAUAGGAGCCAGGGCCAGACAGCAAAGGGAACUGCAAUCUCGUCUAGAAACAAUCAGCGAACUUCUAGACGGUGCACGGAUCGAUGAAAUAUCCAUUCCGGACGAUCCACCUGGCUACGAGGCUCCGCCGGACUACGAAGAAGUCGCGAAACUUGCCUUGUCGAAGAAGGCUCGAUGCCUGAAUCGUAACAGGACUUUCAACAGAAGCUCUUCAAACCAGUGUGACGAGGAUGUGAAUUCUUCCACUUAUCUGGUCGUGGAGGAUGCAAACAGCAGUCAUAGCGACCAAACGACCCCGGUAACAUCGGAAAACGAUCGACAUGCACUGUGUGUACCCGAGAGCCCACCGCCCCCGUAUAUCACACCACCAGGAACUAUAUUGAGAAACGUGAAUUUAGCUAGCUUAUCAGCGUCGAUGAAACAGAUUUGUCCUGUUCGGCGCACAUGGCUCCGACGCAGUGUGCAGUAUCCACAGUCUUUCUCCGGCGAUCGUCCGUCUCCUGGUGGCCCAGCCUCAUUCACGAACGCCGAGGCUCAAGGGACGGCUUCGGAUAUUAAUCGACAGUCCGAAAAUCCCCCAGAAAUAACUUGGACAGCACGCGAAACUGUCCAAGAAGAUACUACAGUAGUGUUGCAAGAGAACACCCGACAUGUUUCAGACGAGGAUUCUGACGAGCUCGACGUUGAUAAAGUUAACAGUCUGAAUGGAAGGAACACCAGUUGCUCCUGCGAGGGCGCGUGCGGCUGUGCCAUUAGCUGCUCCAAUCUGCAAGGUCUUUCGAUCGGCGAUCCGUCAACUUUUGUGACAAAUGUCGAAGAUCGUCAGAUAUCGGAGUCGCAACGCGAUCAAAUGGCAAUCGUAUCUUCUUCCACGAGGAAGAUCGACGGGCAUCAAGAAGAGGAUUUCUCUAUCUCGAAAAGCGCUCUCUUCAAACUUUUGGGUUCUAAGCUAACGAAGCCAUCUCACCGCGGCGCUAAUUUGACAGCCGCCUUGUCGUCUCGGGACACUUUGCGCUGUUCCUCUAAAAAGUUCCUCCGCGAUAGCUGCAUCAACAAGAUCUCGACGGUCGGCAACAGUUGUGACAUGCUGCAGGACGAUUUCGAAAUUGUAUCGGAAGCGACGUCCAGCAACGUCGAGUCUAUCAGCCCUAGAACAAUGGCGAAUACGCCGAGCGACACACCGAAGAACAUUACUCGAGGAUGUUACAGUGAUCGGCGAUACUCCAGCUGCGAUUUGGACAGCUUGUACGAAGGCAUUAAGGUCCUCGACUCGUAUCUAGCAUGCAGAAACUCCAACGUCGGCCUCGAACAUCGACAAUCGGUCACCGUGAUACUUUUCGGCACACCAAACCACAAAUCCACGUGCAAUCUAAUCGCAUCGUCACAGCGAACACGAAGAGAGAGAUAUAUGCGAACCCGUACCUGGCGUUCCAGCGAAGAUGCGUCGUCAAACUGAUUCAUUCUCGUUUAAUGCGAAAAAUAAUUGAGCAUAUGCAACUGUGUUAAUUUUUCUUUGACAAACAGAGUAACGAUCGAAGAGAAUAGAUUAUCGACCUGUGUAUCGAAAUUUAUUAUAAAAAUUGAUUUACUAAAAAAUUUCGCCGCUAAUACUUGCAUUAAAAAUGAAGAAAUAAAAAA
Wasmannia auropunctata (little fire ant) is the source of this 2877-nucleotide messenger RNA. RefSeq lists its product as uncharacterized. The record is from RefSeq and is a predicted model, not a curated record. NCBI's taxonomy places the organism in Eukaryota, Metazoa, Arthropoda, Insecta, Hymenoptera, Formicidae. Gene Ontology annotation, molecular function: protein binding. The transcript has 9 exons. The annotation marks the transcript as partial.